CGCCCCUCCCUUCUUCUUCUGUGGUCAGCUGAUCCUGAAGUCAGACAGCCGCUGGAGAUGUUCGGAGACAGUGGAGCAAAGUAGCUUGUAGCGGCUUUUUCUCCAAUGGAGCGUUUUAUUUCCUCCUACUGACGCUAAUUUAAUAAUUUUACCUACCACUUAACGGAUAAGAAUGAGACGAGUUACCGGUUCUUCUUCUUCCAGUCGGUGUUAGCUUCAAUGCUAAAGUUAGGGUCUUAACGUGUUGCUAGAAUCAUUUAGCUUCUGCAGGGUAACUGCUUCAUCUGCUGGUCCACAUCCUGGUCCAUCUCCUGGUUUACUGAUCCACCUGAGAUGGUCUGAGGGUUUUUAUGAACCCAGAAGAAGCUGAGAUGGAAGACAGCGAUGGAGAAGACCUGAUAGAAACACCUGAGCUGCCCCUGGAGAUCAUCGUUUACAUCCUGAGUUUUCUUCACGCCUCAGACAGAAAGGAGGCGUCUCUGGUGUGCCGGACCUGGUACGAUGCCAGCCAGGAUCUGAGGUUUCAGAAGAACGUCACCUUCUGCUUCCCGGCUUCGGCCUCGUCCCUGGAGCUGGUCAGAGGUCUGGGCAGAAGGUCCCGCUGCAGUCUGAUCAUCAGCCAGCUGGACGGCUUCAGCAUUUCCAGGUCGCUUCUUCUGGAGGUGGGUCUGUCUCUGGGUUCUAAGGUGGACAGCCUGGCCCUCCCUGGCAGCAGUAUAACCGAGGCGUCUCUGCUGGCUCUCCUCCCUCGUCUCACCUCCCUCCGCCGGUUGGACCUCCGAGGUCUGGACAGCCUCUUCAUGUCUGGAGCUUUUCUGUCCAGACAGGAGCACCGACAGCAGGUCCGGUCGGCUCUGUGUGGUCUAGAGGACCUGGAUCUGUCCGGCCUUCGUUACCUGUCUGACCUCACCUUUAACCGGCUCACUGGCUGCACCCCGUCCCUCCGCCGCCUCUCGCUGGCUGGAUGCCACAUUGCCUUUGAGUUUGACCCGUACCGAGGAUGCCCGGUGGGGGCCGUCCAGGACUCUUCGGCUCUGCUGUCGCUGAGGAACUUGAGGAAACUGUUGACAGACCAGAAAUCUACCCUGGUAGCUCUGGACCUCAGCAGAACCUCCAUCACUCCUGAGUCGCUGCGCUCUGUUGCACAGGUUCCAGGUUUAGUCCUAAAGGAGCUGCAUCUGCAGGGCUGUAAGGAGCUGACUGACUACUCAGUGGAAGUUCUGGUGAAGCACCAGCCGGGCCUCCUCAAACUGGACAUCAGCGGCUGCACCGAGCUGAGCAGCAGGUCUGUGGAGGCCAUAGCCCAGGGCCUGAAGCACCUGGUGGACCUGUCGCUGUCCCGGGACUGGAGGAUCACUGAGAAAGGCCUCGCUGAGCUGCUGUCGCUGCCAUCUCUGAGGACUCUGGAUCUGUCCGAGUGUCUGCACAUCAAUGGAACAGAGAUCGUGAAAGGCCUGAAGGGAUCCGGCAGAGCAAAGCUGGAGGUCCUGAAUGUGAGAAGCUGCAGCUACAUUAGGGAUCUUGCAGUCUUCUCUCUCACCCAGCUGCUCGGGGAUUCUCUCCGUGAGUUGGACCUGACAUCAUGUGACAACGUGACCGACCUGUCGGUGCGCGCCGUCGCCACCUACCUGCAGAAGCUGGUAGUUCUGCGGCUGGGGUGGUGUAAAGAAGUCACGGAUUGGGGUCUGCUGGGGAUGGUGCAGACGGCCAAAUGUGAGCUGGAUGAGGACGCAGUCGAUAAGGGUCCCACGUUCACUCGAACCUUCGGCAACAUGGGCUUCUUCAAGCCUCCUCGUAUGCCUUUUGAGGAGCGACCCAAGCUGGUGACUCAGAACGACCUGGAGCAGUUCAAGCAGCAGUCUGGAGCUUCGCUUUUAGCUCUGAACCGGCUGCAGGAGCUGGACCUGUCCGCUUGCUGCAAGCUGACCGACAGCAGCAUCACUCAGGUGGUUCGUUACCCGGCUCUCCACCGUCUGUCUCUGUCCAUGCUGCCUGACAUCACCGACGCCAGCCUGGCAUCGGUGGCCUUGCACUGCCGCAGCCUCACCAGCCUGGCGCUCAGCCACUGCCCGGGCAUCAGCGACCGAGGAGUAGCUCGGGCUGCUCCGUACCUCCACCGACUGCAGCAUCUCUACCUCUCCUGCUGUCCCAACAUCAGCGAUAGGUCCUUGUUCCUCCUGCUGGAGCACUGUAAGCGUCUGAGGACACUCGACAUCUCAAGGUGCAAAAACAUCUCUUCGACAACAGUGGAGCUCCUCCAAUCACAGCUACCCUUCCUGGAAAACAUCCAGUCCAGGUUCAUCGGUGGAGCUGAUCUCCUCCCGGCACUCUGAAUGUCCUGAACCAGACCUUCACACAAACUGACCAAAGCCUGCUCUGAGUCCAACUUUUGCACAUUUCAGCAUUUUGCACAAGAACUGAAAGAGAUGUUUAUGAAUUGUCGGUUUACAGAGAAACAUCUGUAAGUAAAUCUAGACUUAAAGCCGCUCUGUAAGGGUUAGGGUUCUGACUGAGACAGAACCACUAAUAUUAACUUCUUGAAGUCUUGAUGUUUUAAUGUGGUCUAGAUCUGAUCUGAGGAAGGAAUUUCAAGGUGCUUUAUCCUGAAAACAGAAACACACAAUGAGAGAUUCCACUAAAACGUCUAAUAACAGCAUGGUGCUUUAAUUUACGAAUGUCCCAGCAAGAAAUGAAGGUUAGACAGAAAUAUUAAAGCACGAAGCUGUCCAUAAGUGAAAAGAUAAUUCUUUAAUCUAUAUCUGUAUUUAUGGAGUAGGUAAUCAUUCUGAACUAAUGUGAUUUCAGUUGACAGAUGAACUGUGGGAUAAAUUCUGACAUCUAAAUAACAUUUAGUUUUUUUUCUCCAUGUGAGCAGAUUUCCCUAAAAGGAGUUUAGCUGAAAUGCUAAUGCUUACUUUGGUCACAAAACUUUGUAUUUUUUUCUCAAUCAUUCCUUAUUUUGUUAAAAGCAAACUUUACUGGGGAUUUUUUUAAACAUUUUUCUGAAAAAUCAGUUCUGUGCUGCUCAACUAAUUUAGAGUACAUCUGAAGUGAAACAGAGUUUAUAGGGCAGUUUCUCCAAAGUUAAAGUAAAUUAAUUAACCCUCCGUGGUCUCAGGACUCCGUCGAUAUUAUUUUAAAUCUCCGUCUGCUGCAUUAACAACACCGUUUUAUUAUUUCUUUGAAAACUUCCAUUGGUACCAGUUUUAGGGAAUUAGAUUUAAUGGAAAAGGAUGCUCCCUAUUUUUUCCCAGUGAAACUGUGGACAUUUGCUGUCAUUAUUGGAUUCUGCAGCCUUCUGUUCUGGUCCAUCCCUCCUUUUCUUGGCCAAGCACACUUAUUAAUAAUAAUAAUAAUGAUGAUACACCUGUCUGAUUAAAGACAGGACACUUAUGCACUAUGACAGAGGGAGAAUUAUGGACUGCAAAGACAAAUAAUCAGGUAUUAAAUAUGUGGCUUUUAUAAAUAAACCAAAGUUUGGCUAAAAUGCCAUCAAUAAAA
Messenger RNA from Acanthochromis polyacanthus (spiny chromis), 3501 nucleotides. RefSeq names its product F-box and leucine rich repeat protein (gene fbxl9). The transcript is spliced from 11 exons. The record is from RefSeq and is a predicted model, not a curated record. Gene Ontology annotation, molecular function: protein binding. Gene Ontology annotation, biological process: SCF-dependent proteasomal ubiquitin-dependent protein catabolic process. NCBI's taxonomy places the organism in Eukaryota, Metazoa, Chordata, Actinopteri, Pomacentridae. Gene Ontology annotation, cellular component: SCF ubiquitin ligase complex. Bases 351 to 2333 code for a protein of 660 amino acids.